Messenger RNA from Nanorana parkeri, 677 nucleotides. RefSeq names its product cytochrome b561 domain-containing protein 2. Gene Ontology annotation, molecular function: transmembrane monodehydroascorbate reductase activity. The record is from RefSeq and is a predicted model, not a curated record. NCBI's taxonomy places the organism in Eukaryota, Metazoa, Chordata, Amphibia, Anura, Dicroglossidae. Gene Ontology annotation, cellular component: endoplasmic reticulum. The coding region runs from base 1 to 660 and encodes 219 amino acids. The transcript has 3 exons.
AUGGCUCAAAGUGCGGAUGUUGACACGCGGGUCCACCGCAUGCUGCGAGCGAUAUCCGGGGCCGCUGCUCAUGUCGCCACCUUCGCUUUCACCAUCUUCAUGAUUUAUGUUGUUCACCCAGGUCUCUUCUCCUGGCACCCUUUCCUCAUGACUCUCGCGUUCUCCUUCUUCAUGACAGAAGCCGUCAUGGUUUUCUCUCCCGACUCCCUACUCCGCUCCCUCUCCCGGAAGUCCCGCACUCGGGCUCACUGGGUGCUCCAGCUCCUGGCGCUGCUCUGCGCCCUGCUGGGCCUGGGCAUAAUCUACGCCAACAAGGUUUUCCAGGAAAAAGCUCACUUUUCCACCUGGCACGGGUUGGUGGGCCUGCUGACCGUGCUGUGGACUCUGGUCCAGAAUCUGGGCGGGGUGACCCUGCUGUACCCUAAACUGUUGCAGCGCUGGACUCUGGCCACGCGGAAGCUCUAUCACGCCACGUCCGGCCUCCUGGGCUAUCUGCUGGCGUGCGGCAGCCUCAUGCUGGGCAUGUGCUCUUUGUGGUUCACCGCCAACGUCACCGGAGUCGCCUGGUACCUGUGCGCCCUCUCCCCGGUUCUCACCGGCCUGGUCGUCAUGAACCAAGUGAGCUAUGCCUAUCUGUACCGCAAGAAGAGCCAGUCCUGAGGAGGGGGGGGAGGAGU